CAGCCUCCACUUAGGCUUUGAUCUUUUCUUUUUGGGGAAAAAGGCUCAAAUCUAAAAUUAAGGUUAAAGUUUGUCUGACAAUACACUCAUGAAGUGUGUGUAGAAGCUUCACCAAGUUUCAGGUAGACUGUGAUUAAACACUCACAAAUGCCCCAGUUUGUCAUCAGUGGAACAGACUGUGAACAAGAUCAAAUCUGGAUCUGAGGUGAAGGUUGUUGGGACGUCCAGUGGCGUUUGUGAGUCACUGGAAGGUGUAUUUGUGUUUGAGAUUGUGGCGCCAGUUCAGUGUUCUGGCGGCGGACAUCAUGUCGGCAUCUUUUCUCCAGCUCUGCCUCCUUGCCUGCAUCCCUCAAGCGUUCGCUGACGGCAAAGUGUUUCCUGGGACGCCUGGGGCUGAAGCCGUGUUCCUGCGGUCCAAACGGGCCAACAGGUUCCUGGUGGAGGAGAUUCUGCAGGGGAACCUGGAGCGAGAGUGCUACGAGGAGCUCUGCAGCUACGAGGAGGCGCGCGAGGUGUUUGAGGACACUGAAAAGACGAUCUCCUUCUGGACAGUUUACUAUGAUGGAAACCAGUGUGAUUCCAGCCCCUGCCUCAAUGGAGGGAACUGCACCGACAAAGUGGGUGGGUUUUCUUGCGCCUGCGCACCCCCCUACCACGGACUAGUCUGUGAACACGGAGGCCUGAGUACGGAGAAUAAGUUCAAAUCCAGAGGACAAGAGUUACCCGUUCACCGGUUUACAGCUCCAGAAAUUUCCGAGUGUCCCACUGGCGGCCCGACAGCCUGUCACCAGCUGUGCGAAGUUUCUGGACGCUCGUUCACCUGUUCCUGCACCACAGGGUUCAAGCUGCAGAGUGAUGGACGAAGCUGUGUGCCCGACGUGAAGUUUCCGUGUGGAAGGCUCCCCGACGCCACCCGACUAGUGUGUCCUCAUGGACAUUGUCCCUGGCAGGUGACCCUGAUGAGCAGUACAGGGGCGGAGCUAUGUGGAGGUGCAGUGGUGGGACAACACUCCAUCCUGAUUGCAGCUCACUGUUUGUUCCUCCAAUCCGAUGCUGAGAUGAGAAUAUCGGAUUUCUACGUGGUUGCGGGAAACAGGAAGAUCCCAAUUCAGGACUUUGACUUACACGAUCGUUUCCAUGCCAGUCACCAGGACAACGACCUUGCUCUCCUUAAGCUGUCCCGCCCCUUGCUUUUUGGCCCAACCCUCAUCCACCUGUGCCUGCCCACCAGGGACUUUAGCGAAAACAUCCUAAUGCAUCCUGGGAGACAGGGCAACUUUCAAACACGGCGGGGAAAGCAAGAAGAGCAACUGGCGUACAUGACGCUGGACGGUUGCCGCAAGAGGCUGAACACGACACAUCCACUGACCAACAAAAUGUUCUGCAUGGAGGAGCCGAGCAGAGCGAGGGGCCAACGAGAGGACAUCCGGGAUUCUAGACCUCCGACGGCGGAGAACGCCACCCGGGAGGGGCUUCAGACUGUGGGCCAGAAUCAGACCCAGAUAGGAGCCGGAGAAAACAUCACCAGCAGGUCCGAGGGCGGAGCCAGACUCUGCGGGAGCCUGCUCCAAGGAUCGCCAGUAGCUACGGUGGAGAAAGGGACAGCAUUCCUCACCGGGAUCCUGUUAUCCUCCUCAGCCGACUGUGAGGGUCAGGUGUUCAUCAAAGUAUCGCGACACUUAAACUGGAUCUCCAACAGGCUAAAAGCAGCAGAGGACCACAUGGGCAGUCACUACAGCCAGUUCCAUGUAGACCUGUCCGACUUAUGACCUUAAAAUACAGUCCUGGAUCUUUACAUCAAAACCAACCCACUCCGUUUUAUCUUUUGAUAUAUUGAUAAAGCAUUCCCAGUGGCCUUCUAAUGACAAUUAUUCAUUUUCUUGGACAUAGUCUCUGCAGGGCGGUAAGAAAUUCACCUCUGAAAUGUGGGCGGGACUAUUGACGUUGAGCAACCCCGCCCCCCUUCCCCUCUCCAUUGAUGAAAGCUCUUUUUUGCACCAUGUCGUGCUAGCUUACAGCCCCCUCAUACCCUCAAGCUAACAUUAGCAGUGCAACAAAAAUGGCGACCAAUAUCUAUCCAGGCGUACAGUUUUUAGCCAGAUGCUAGCUUGGAUGAGGAAGCUUGUGGCUCG
Oryzias melastigma (Indian medaka) is the source of this 2132-nucleotide messenger RNA. RefSeq names its product protein Z, vitamin K-dependent plasma glycoprotein b (gene prozb). Gene Ontology annotation, cellular component: extracellular region. The record is from RefSeq and is a predicted model, not a curated record. The transcript is spliced from 8 exons. Gene Ontology annotation, biological process: blood coagulation; proteolysis. Gene Ontology annotation, molecular function: serine-type endopeptidase activity; calcium ion binding. The coding region runs from base 306 to 1769 and encodes 487 amino acids. Lineage: Eukaryota; Metazoa; Chordata; Actinopteri; Beloniformes; Adrianichthyidae.